Messenger RNA from Menidia menidia (Atlantic silverside), 2719 nucleotides. NCBI's taxonomy places the organism in Eukaryota, Metazoa, Chordata, Actinopteri, Atheriniformes, Atherinopsidae. The record is from the annotation of a GenBank genome assembly.
AACAUUUCCUUUUCCAUCUCCUCGUUGUUUAGGUUUUAGUACACUCCCUCUGCAUUGGCAAGUUGUCAGGCGUCUUGGUAAUUCUGCGUUGUAAUUCUAUAAUGAUUAACUCGGACAAGGGAAACGUAUCAGAGAGACUCUGAGUUUCAAGCACAGAAGAAUAGCUGGGGAGAGGCAGCAAUCUUUCACAGUAAAAUGCAAAGGUACUGACAAUGGAGAUCACAGCUUUGGGUUUUCUAUGGCUUCUUUCUGCAUUCCCCCUUACGACACAAGAGUUGGUGAGACUGAAGGUGAAACCCACACUUUCUGCAUUAUGUGGGAAAGAGGUUUCCCUGCACUGCAACACAUCUUCAUCUCAGCGGGGACUAUUAAUCACACACAUGGAGUGGUCCCAAGACAAAACUCCCCUGUGUUCAGUGAACAGUGAAGAAAAACUGACCACAUACAAAAGACACUCUCCCAGUGACUUCCAUUGUAAAUAUACAGAUGGAAGUCUAUCCCUUGUCUUUAAAGAAGUGCUGCCUCCGGAGAGCGGAAUAUCAAAGCCCUACAGAUGCAAACUGCACUCCAAUCAAGGAGUGCCCCAUGAAUAUACAAGAGUGGAAUUGCAAGAGUGUUGUGGGCCAGUUGAGAGCAUUGUAGGGAGUGACGGACCCAGCUGCACCUUCAAUCGCGUCUACCCAGACGGAGAUGUACACUGGUUUCAUAGCUUCCAUAACCUCUCUGAUGGAUCUGUGAGGCACAACACUGCAAAAAGUGUGGAUAAACAGGGAUGGGUGACGAUUCGUAGUUGGCUGACCAUUGAUGAUAGCCUGGACUGGAGAAAUUCAGUUGUGCCUUACAACUGUUCCCUGAAGAGCACUGUAUCUGAUAGAUACAUUGCAAGUACUUUGGUUCAGAAACCUGAACAUGACGGAGGCAAAGGCUACAAAAUUUGUUCACAAGGAAACAUAAAUAUAUUUCUGUCUUUCUUAUUUUUUUCUUUAUUCCACUGAAAUAAUGAAUUUGACAAAUCAUAUUCACGUUGAAUGAUAAGUUUUAAUCAGAAAAGUAAGGUACUAAAACCGGUUUGUUUGGUUUGUUAAUUUGUUUUUUGUCUAUCUUUCUUUGAUUACACAAUCAACAGUGCUCCAGAUUAAGAGCAGCAGGGAAAACACUAACAAGAAGCACAGUUCUAUAUAAAGCAAACAUCCCGUUUGGCGACUUGUUUGGUUCAUCCCUAAGCUACAUGUUUGAGGAGUAUUUAUUGCAAAAAAUAACCUACCUGCAGAUGUAUACAUAAUCAUUUUUCUUUCAGAAAAGUAAAAUUCUAUGAGUUUGAAAAAAAUUAAAUAAGAUAAGAAAACACAAUAAACAUAGGUUUAUUAACAGUUCUGUCCAUGGAUAGUUGCUGCCCUCUUGUGAACUAUUUCCAAUAAUCAAUACACAAGAAACAACUGCCCACUAUAUAUAUAUAUAUAUAUAUAUAUAUAUAUACAUAAUGCAAAACCUUGUUCAUUAUCAAAAAGUAAGUGUAUAAAAUAUGCAUCAUCAAAUGGCACAGCAGGACAAUACGGGAUGAAGCCAAUGCAGGGCUGCACACAUAGAUCGUUUAUAACGUUAAUAAUACUUUGGCAGAGAUGCCAUUAUUUGCUCUGUGAUUUUCCAUUUACUUUGGAUUAUUCUCAUAGGGCGAAAAAUACAAGAAGCAUUCUACAUUUAGCAACUUGAAAGACAUUUGAAUGGUUAUAUUUAAGUUGAACAUUUGUAAUUAGCUGACAUAAUAAUAUUCACAUACCUUUUAUUCAAAUCCAACAUGCAGUCAUUGUGAGCACAAGACAAAUAUGAAUAUUUUCACCUUGUGACAGACUGACAAUCUGUCAAGUUUGUACCCUGCUUCAUGGCUAGUAACAACUAUUGGCUCUACCACACUCAAGACUCUAUUUGGACUUUGCAGGUAUAGAAAAUGUAUAGUAUGAUGUCCAUCUUUUACUGAUCAAGCUCUUGUGGGUUACUGCCAGGGGUAAAAGCCAUCUUCAAUGGAAAGGUCCUGCCUUCUUUACAUCUCAGAGCUUCCUCAUCCCAACAUCAGAGCUUUCUCAAAGAGUUCCUCUUUGCUACUGAAAUGAUUACAUUUAACUUAUACUGCUUACACUGAUCAAUGAUUUACAAGAGCCAAAUAACCAUGCUAACUUAAGAAAAUGUAGUUUUAACCUUUUUUUUGUUGGAAUAAUUACACUGUUGUGUUUCAUCAUCUUAAGUUUGAUUUUUUUUUUGUGUCGGAUGUCAAAGAAUAGAAUAUCGAUGAAAUCAUUUGAAAUUUCAGGAAUUUUUGGUGAUGAGAUUUAUGGUUUUCAAUGACAGUGGUAAAUGAUUCACGUCGGGAAAAAUUGUAGCAUUCAUGAAAAUUUACAUUAAUCUAUUAGACAUUUCUUUUUUGGUGCUUAUUUUAUAUCCUUGUGAUGCUAUAAUGUGAUCUUUUCAUUUAAUUACAUGGCAUAUAAGUUUAUUAUAAAUUUGAAUGAAUAAAGUUCAAUUUAUAUGACUCUGCUUAAAGAGGAAGACGUACCUAUUUUAUUUUCACAGGACAUUCACUCCAGAGAGUGUUCAAACUCCUUGGUGUUAGAGGACUGCAAUUGAGGGAAGCCACCAAGAACAUUCUUGAGGCCGCAGAAAAGGCCUAGCAGUGGCUGUGGAUCCGUAGGGGGGAUCCGUGGUGCGCUAUUUGGACAUAAGCCGG